CUUAUUAAGAAGACGGACCGGAUUAGCCAACGUCAAGGCCCGACUAACCAAAACUAGCUUCGGCCUGUUUGUGUUCUUCAUGGUGUCCCGAAAACAGACUCGGGUGUGGAAGUACGUGGAGGAGGGAAGUCUACUGAAGCUGAAGUCGUACCUGCGGAAGCACCGGGACCUGGACGUCAACUUCUCCCAGGGAAAGAGGCAGAGGAGCCCGCUGCAGCUUGCCUGCUGCCUGGGAGACGACGCCGUGCUGCGGCUGCUGCUCAAACACGGAGCCGAUGUUCUCCAGAGGGACCGGAGAGGAGACACGGCGCUGCACACCGCCGCUAACAGGGCUCUAAAACACGGGAAAACAGCGUAUGAUGACCUGGUCGUGCCUCUGAAAAAACACUGCCCAGAAGCUUUGAAUGCUGCAAACACAGCUGGAGUCACACCUCAAGACCUGCUGAACUGGAGGAAACAUUCAGAGACUGCAGACAACAUGAGCCAUGCAGCUAAAAGAGACCCUGAGGAGGAGUGGAUGGAGAAGCUGUUUGGUGAAUGCGAGGACGAAUUCUGUGAAACUUUUGGAGUAUAUGACGAUGAUGAUUUUCUUCCUGUCGAUGACGACGAGGAAGACUUCGGGGACUGGGCCGAUCGCAUCAGGAGAGAAUACUUCGAUAAAAAACAUGCAGAAGCUCAAAGACUGGCAGCGUCGUCUUCUGGAUGGAAGAAGAGGAAACAGGAGAGAGAACAAGAGGAGCAGAGCAGGAAGGAGCUUCAUGAGAAGCUGCAGAGGGAACAUGAAGAGUAUCUGGCUCGAGCGGCUCGUAAAGAGGAAGAGACCCGACGGGGAAAGAAGCGGCAGUAUGACGAGAGGUGCGCCGCUACGUUUCACAGCGGUUCCUCUGCAGGCGCCUCGAAGCUGAGCUACGGCGACAUCCCCUGGCCGGCUCCGAGAGGGACGGUCCAGGAGAUGGUGGAUGUGAUGCUGCACGGCGUGGACCGGAAGGAUGUGCCGGCAUUUCGUAAAGUCGUCCUGAAGCAACAGGCGCUGUGGCAUCCGGAUAAAUUUGCUCAGAGGUGUGGAAGUCGGUUGGAGGAGAAAGACAAGCAGCGGAUUCUAGAUACAGUCACGGCUCUGUCACAGGAGCUCAACAGACUAGUUCAGAGUCUGAGGACUUAGAAAUCAACAUGUGUACCAGUCGUAUUCUACAUGUGCUCCUCCAGUAAUGCGAAAAAUAUCCAGCAACAUUUUAAUCAUCAGACCACCUUCAUUUGAAAUCAUUCAGACCAAUAGCGCUGGUAUCACUCUGGCCACUUUGUCAGUUACGCCUGUGAAACCCAAAGACAACCCAGUACAGGUAAGAUAAGAUAAAACUUUAUUAAUCCCAAAGGAAACUCCUUUGACAGCUUGUGCUCAGAAAAGAACUAAAAGAAAUGCAGUACCUAGAAGAAAAGCAGUGAGAUAGGAGAGGAGCCAAGGCCUAACCAGCAGCCUACUAGAAAUAACACAUUCCAAGUUGUAUAACUCAUGGUUAUAUGUCUGUAUAAAAGCUACGCUGUUUCCCUCCUUUGUCAGUCACUUAUUCAGACUGUGCUUUGUUCAUAUUGAUUCCUUGCCGCAAGUAAAACUUUGCUCUGACUUAAGAGGCGACUGUUCACUUUGUCGUUUCUUACUUUAGAGUAGCGUUACUUUUUAACCGACAACUAAGUAAGGAGAAGAUGGUUUUACCUUGCUGACAUGUUUCGACCGUGUUUGCGGUCUUCCUCAGAGCAUCAUCUGCCAUGUGAUGAUGUGUCAUUUUUAUCAGGUGACCGGUCUGACGGAUCUAUCAGAAUCUAUCAGACCGGUCAAACCCCCAGCCGUCUGAUGGUCUGUGGAGGAUGGAAUCGUGGAACUGCUCGCCUGCUUCCUGAUCUCUAUGGCCUCCUGAAUCCAUCGUUUGUAUUUAUUACCCUCUGAUGUUAUGAUCCUCCCCUUGUCUUGGUCUAUAAUGUGGUUAUUUCUUUUGCAGCAGUCCGUGAUGGUUGAUUAAGUUAUCUUGUUCGGCUUUGUCUUUUAGUGUUCCUGUGAGUCGUCCAACUACUUAAAAAAACCGACAAGUCAUUGCACGUCAGAUGACGCUCUGAGGGAGACUGCAGACGUGACAAACAUGUCAGCAAGGUGAAAAACCAUCUCUUCCUUACUUAGUUGUUGGUUUAAAAGUAACGCUGUUCUAAAGUAAGAAACGACAAAAUGAACACAAUCCAUCUAGUACGAUACAUUACUGUCAGGAAAAUUCUUCAGUGGAGUCCUGACUUCUCCAAAUUAACACUCAGAAUCGUCUCUAAAGUCAAAGCAAAGUUUUACUUGCGGCAAAGAAUUAAUGUGAACAAAACACAAUCUGAACAAGUGGCUGACAAAGGAGGGAAACGGCGUAGCUUUUAUACAGGCACAUAAGCACGAGUUACACAUCUUGGUAUGUGUUAUCUCUCGUAAAAUGGAAAAUGACUGAGCACAGCUUCAUACAAGUUCCACACUGUUCUAUAGUAUUACAAUGAAUGAGAGCAUUUAAUCAUAAAAUACAAUCAUUUUCAUAACAAUUACUGAAAAUGAUCAAAGUAAAAAGUAAUGCUGGCAAUGAUACUGAGGAACAAUCCAGCUAUAAAUUCAACUUUCACAAAGCUUUUAAAUUUCUACUUUUUGUGGAUGUUGUCAAAGAUGGGAUAACUCUGCUGUCUGUUUAUUAUUUAGGUCAUACUUUUAAAGUUGGUUGGAAAAAUGAGACAUGUCAACGUCAGAGACUUCAAGGGUAAUUUUAAAGUUCUGGCAAUAAUUCAGUGAACAAAAUAUUAAGAGUACAUUUAAAUGUAAGGCAGUCCAGCCGACAAAAGCUGAAAAUGUAGAAGUUUUGUUAAAUUAUUUAUGAUUUAUGGCAGAGCUGUUCUAUUGGAUUGCAUUUGAUUUCACAGGUGGACCUGAUAAAGUGGCUGGUGAGUGGACGUAAAAGUGGAAAUAACCUAGAAUUAAAAACAGAGGAUGCAAGCAGCCCCUUUUAGCCUGCAUUCAGAUUAAGGUGAAUGAGCUCUAAUCAAAUCUGAAGAUCCAGUCGUUCAUUUUGUCCCACAGUGUCGCACUGAAGAAGUUCUCCAGAGGUCACUUCUGUCCGUAAGACUUUUUCAAGAAUUGUUUCCUUAAUGCACAAACCAAGAGGGGUUUCUCAGGUUUCUGCUACACUUCCACGGUUUUUCUUCUUCAUCUGCUAAACCUUUCUUCAUUUGCAGCAGCUACAGUCUGAUUAGUUGAAGGGAGGAGACGUUGCUCAAGGGCACCUUAGUGAUGGCGAUGCUCAAAUCUGUCAGUCCGAUGAUCGAUGCUGUGACCUUUAGCUUCACCUCUCUAAUCUCUAAAAUUGAUCCCGGAGUGUUCCUGGUGAGUGUAUGUGUGAAAAUGCAAAUUGCUUCCGACAAAAGCGUAUCAGUGUGAUGGAUUUUCAAUAUUUAAUCUGGUUGAAAUGUUCCUAAAAUGUGAGUGUGGAGCUGCAGGAUUAAAACACUCCAGAUGGUUUUGGCUCCAGAUUGAAAAAAUGAGUACAAACAUAUUUUCAUUUGUUGAUUUCCUUUAUUUAAUAAAUAAGAAAAUAUAAACACCA
Messenger RNA from Amphiprion ocellaris (clown anemonefish), 3611 nucleotides. It is a transcript of the gene nfkbil1, whose product is annotated as nuclear factor of kappa light polypeptide gene enhancer in B-cells inhibitor-like 1. Gene Ontology annotation, biological process: canonical NF-kappaB signal transduction. The transcript has 4 exons. NCBI's taxonomy places the organism in Eukaryota, Metazoa, Chordata, Actinopteri, Pomacentridae. Bases 80 to 1162 code for a protein of 360 amino acids. Gene Ontology annotation, molecular function: protein binding. The record is from RefSeq and is a predicted model, not a curated record.